AUGGCGCAGAGUGAAGACGACGAUGUAGGAGAAGCUGCUGACGAGCCACCUAACGAUGCUGCAGCGCGAACAGGCUUAGACUUCCUGCGAGGGCUGCAUGUGAACCCUCCGCCCGUCUGCACUGCCGGCCCGUCAUCGCGCAGCGGCGACAAGCUGCCUCCUGCUCGUCCCUCUGAUUCCAAUGUCCUCGCGCCGGACAGUGCACCCGCCUCUGUCAGCGUGACAGAGGUCGGUGAGUCUUCGUCAGCAGCCUCGAAGAAGAGGCGUCGCUACGCGCAAGCUGUACUCCCGUUCGGCACGCCCCCUGCGAAGCCGUCUCCGCCUCCGGCUCCCGUCCAACCUCCCUCGCGUGUGUCCAGGGAGCUCACUAAAGCCAAAAAGGCAGAGGAGAGGUUCGAUAAGGCGCAGCAGCUAUACAUCACGCAGUGGCUGCCGAAAUUCGAAUGGCUGCUGCUUGAUAAGAACGAGGAUGGGUUGCCCAUCCUGCGAUGUAGUAUUUGCGUGGAGCACGGCAAGGACGACGCUAAAUUCGGGCGCAACGGAAUGGGGGGUCGCAAUUUGCAGCUCGGCUCGAUGAGAUGUCACGAGCUGAGUGGCCGCCACGACGAAGCAAUGAAGAGGCAGCGCACGCUCAUGGCCGAGAUCGAGAAGCAGAAACGCCUCGACGAUUUCGCCAACACAGACAAGGAAGGCGCUCGGCUUACUCGACUCAUGCGCGGCAUUGAAUUCAUCUGCGAUCACGACGCCCCGAUCGCCAUGUUCCCGAAGCUCAUACAUUUCCUUGCAGAAGAGGGAGUCGCCGACAUCCCGCUUCAGGAGGCUCUCGUGGUCAAGGAUGCAGCGAAAGCAUUCCCAGACCUCAACAUGAUCGAUGCUGCUGUGCGUGCCGUGGGAGAGAUCAUAUGCCGCUCUAACAUCUGGUACGAGCGGUUCAAGGAGCUGCAACACGAGAUACACCGUACAAACCUGGAGCACCAAGGGUUAUUCAACGUACGGUGGCUGUCGCGGGGAGACGCAAUAGCGAGGCUGUGCAGAGUUUUCGGGGCGGCGAUCGUCAUGAUUGUGGAGUACGGCCACAAGAUCGCUUCAACAGUGCAAACGUUCAAGUUUCAUUUUUGUUUGUAUUUCCUGGCAGACAUCCUUGCAGAGCUUAACGCGCUCAACCGGUUUUUCCAGCACCGCAAGGCAAGUGUGUAG
Molecule: messenger RNA, 1197 nt
Organism: Closterium sp. Naga37s-1
Lineage: Eukaryota; Viridiplantae; Streptophyta; Zygnematophyceae; Desmidiales; Closteriaceae
Source: the annotation of a GenBank genome assembly